This is a messenger RNA of Cydia fagiglandana, 5261 nucleotides long. RefSeq names its product FACT complex subunit Ssrp1 (gene Ssrp). Gene Ontology annotation, cellular component: nucleus; FACT complex. Gene Ontology annotation, molecular function: nucleosome binding; histone binding; DNA binding. The record is from RefSeq and is a predicted model, not a curated record. Gene Ontology annotation, biological process: regulation of chromatin organization. The transcript has 13 exons. The coding region runs from base 116 to 2278 and encodes 720 amino acids. NCBI's taxonomy places the organism in Eukaryota, Metazoa, Arthropoda, Insecta, Lepidoptera, Tortricidae.
UGUGACACUGACAUUAUUGCUGUGCUAUUGCCGCCUGUUGAAAUUUUGUUUGGCGCACGUUUAUCUAACAAACGGCGUGGUUUCAAGUGAAUUUGUCCCUUGUUAGAGGUUUAUAAUGGAAUUCUUAGAAUAUAAUGAUGUAUCAGCAGAGAUCAAAGGAGCUAUGGUGCCAGGACGUUUAAAAAUGACCGAUCAGAAUAUUAUAUUCAAGAACAGCAAGACCGGAAAAGUGGAACAAAUAUCGUCUAACGAUAUUGAACUAGUAAAUUUCCAGAAAUUCGUAGGAUCUUGGGGCUUGAGAAUAUUCAUGAAGAAUGGUACACUACAUAGAUACGGAGGCUUCAGAGAAGGGGAACAAGAAAAAGUAGCCAAGUUCUUCAAAUCAAACUACAAUAAAGACAUGUUGGAGAAAGAGUUGUCCCUCAAGGGCUGGAACUGGGGCACGGCCAAGUUCAACGGGGCGGUGCUCAGCUUCAAUGUGGGAUCUAACACCGCUUUCGAGAUCCCGCUGCAUUAUGUGUCGCAGUGUAAUACAGGGAAGAAUGAAGUUACACUUGAGUUUCAUCAGAAUGAUGACACCCCAGCAUCCCUAAUGGAGAUGCGUUUCCACAUCCCAACAAACGAGCUGGCCGGCGAUAUGGACGCCGUGGAAGCGUUCCACCAGCAGGUCAUGAACAAGGCCAGCGUCAUCUCCGUCUCCGGUGAUGCCAUCGCCAUCUUCAGGGAGCUACAGUGUCUUACACCUAGAGGUCGCUACGACAUCAAAGUGUUCCAAACCUUCUUCCAACUGCACGGUAAAACGUUCGACUACAAGAUCCCCAUGUCGACCGUGCUCCGCCUGUUCCUGCUGCCGCACAAGGACACGCGGCAGAUGUUCUUCGUGGUGUCGCUGGACCCGCCCAUCAAGCAGGGCCAGACCAGAUACCAUUACUUGGUGCUGCUGUUCGGCAUUGAAGAGGAGACGAGCUUGGAGCUGCCUUUUACUGAGGAAGAACUGAAAGAAAAAUACGAGGAUAAAAUAAAAAAAGAGCUUUCGGGACCAACUUAUGAAGUGUUGGCAAAGAUUAUGAAGGUCAUCAUAAACAGGAGAGUCACAGGCCCAGGCGACUUCUUAGGCCACCACAAAACACCAGCAAUAGCGUGCUCAUACAAGGCAGCUGCCGGCUACCUGUACCCGCUAGAGAAGGGCUUCAUCUACGUGCACAAGCCGCCCGUCCACAUCCGCUUCGAGGAGAUCGCCUCCGUCAACUUCGCCAGAGGAGGCGCCUCCUCCACCAAAUCGUUCGACUUCGAGAUCGAGCUGAAAUCGGGCAGCGUGCAUACGUUCAGCAGCAUCGAAAAGGGAGAAUACGACAAGCUGUUCGACUACAUCACCUCCAAGAAGCUACACGUCAAGAACACCGGCAAGAACGACAAAGCCCUAUACGACGACGACUUCGGCGACUCGGACACGGAGAAGGAGCCCGACGCGUACCUGGCGCGCGUGAAGGCCGAGGCCAAGGAGCGCGACAGCGACGAUAGUGAUGACGAGAGCACGGACGAGGACUUCAACCCCGACAAGGCUAAGGAGAGCGACGUCGCUGAGGAAUACGACACGAAUCCAUCGUCGUCGGAAGACUCUGACGCGUCGAACGCGUCCGGCGACGACAAGAAAGAGAAGAAGAAGGAAAAGAAACCCAAAAAGGCUAUCACUAUUUCCGAAGCACCCCGUAAACGCAAAGACAAAACGAAGAAGGAAAAAGACGCAAACGCGCCCAAACGACCCGCGACCGCCUUCAUGCUGUGGCUGAACGAGAACCGCAAGAAGAUCACGGAGGAGAACCCCGGCAUCAAGGUCACCGAGAUCGCCAAGAAGGGCGGCGAGCUGUGGCGAGAUCUCAAGGACAAGUCUGAAUGGGAAGAGAAAGCCGGCAAAGCGAAAGAAGAAUACAACGCGGCCAUGAAGAAAUACAAAGACAGUGGCGCCGCCGACGAGUUCAAACAGAAGAAGAAACAAGCGGCCAAGGAAGCUAAAGCGGCCGAGAAAAAGAGCAAAGCGCCCGCUAAAAAGAGCAAGAAUACCAGCGCCGGGUCCGGUUCGGGCAAGUUUACUAGCAAGGAGUAUAUCGAGGAUGAUGAUAGCUCGUCGGACUCAGAUAAUGACAAGAAGAAGAAGGAUACUAAAGAUAGCAAAGACUCGAAGAAAGAAAAGGCGAAAGCAAAGAGUUCUUCAGAAUCAGAAGCCGAGGCAUCCGCUUCCGGGUCGGGCUCCGACGAAAGCGGCAGCGGGAGCGAUUAAUGUGCUCACCAUUAGUCUAAUAAAACAUGGUCUUCUCUUCCCAGAGUGACACAAGCCUACGUCACAAUAACAUGGCCGCUAUAUAUAGCGCUAUCGCAUAUUAUCAUAUAACGCUGUCGCAUGAUGACGUAGGCUUGUGUCAGUCACGUGACCACGAAAAGACGGGAAGAGAGUACCAGGCGGAGUAUAUUAUUAUACCAUGUGUGCUCACUAUACAUUUAGAUAGAGUACAACACAUGAAUACAUUAGAACUGUCAUUUUGGAAUAAGAACUGGAUAGGUAUGCUCGAGAGUAGUGUUGGUCAACGUGUAGUUUGCCCAGUGGGCUGUCAAGAAGUUGUAAGCGUUUUUUUUUUCUUAGAAAUGUAAUGUUUUUAUUAACACAUUUAUCGCCCGGCCACAACAAUUUCGUCAUGUAAAGCAGUAGUGCCACGAUCCAGACUAUCGGGUCAUUCGGCCUGGCCUGGGAACGAAAUCAUAAAAUACCCCGUUAAAUGACCUGAUCGGCGGACUCCAAGUACGAAAGUGUGUACGAGAGUGACCCAAACAUCGAGAUUUGUUAACUUAAAAUAAAGUUUGGUGACAUGUGUUGAAAUUAAAAAUAAAUUUGUAAUGAACCUGCACUGUUGGACGAUUGUGAAAGGAAAAGAAAGUUGUUCUUAAGAAAUAUACAGGGUGUUUGGUACAUCGUUUGCCAAAUUAAAACGGCAGAUAGGUUGAGUCAUUUGCUAUCUUCUCAUGCCUAGAAAAACAAAAUUGGCCCUGGUUUUUUUUACCACUACGCAAGUAAAAAUUUGAAAUUUACGCAAAACUGUGAUAGAAGUGAAAAAUAAAUUUGCACCAAAUUAAAAAUUUCUAGGCCUGAGAAGAUAGCAAAUGACUCAACCUAUCUGCCGUUUUAAUUUGGCAAACGAUGUACCAAACAUCCUGUAUAUAAUAAUUCCAUGUCUGUAAUUGUAACAGGAUGUUGGGUCAUUUCAUGAAUAAGUACUUGCAAAAAUCGCUGCUCUUUAGCAUUAAAGUUGAAGAAAACCAUUACCUACAACGUAUUAAUGUACAGUGCUCAAUACUUUCGUUAAACAAUAGUAUAGAAAAAGCUGUAAAAACAUUAAGAUAUCUUGAGCGUUGCUCAUUUUUUUUAGAACGUGUUUACAUAUUCCUUAUAGGUAUGUACAGUCGUCCUCAAAGAUAUGUUUACACUUUUGUACCUUACUCCCUUGUAAAUUAGGCGAAAAAUGUAAACAUCUUUGACGUCGACUGUACUUGUACAAGUUACAGCAUUGUAUAUGGUUAUUUCAAGAUGAUAAUUGUUUCCUGUAUAAAUACAUCCAUUCAGGCUGGUUACCUUAUUAUUACUGUAGGUUUUCCUUAUUUCCUCCGAAACGCUAAUAUACCUACAUGAAACCAAAGAUAUAUUGAUUAAGUAAGAUGUGUAAAAUCUAAGACAAUUCGUGCUUCGAAUUUGACAGGUUAACGAGAUGGCGCUGUACAGCUCUACACGGUGUAACAUGAGGAAACCGAAUAAUUUUAACCACGCAUUUCUGAGGUCAAAAGAAGGAAAAUAUGUGUUUAGGUCAAUUUCGCCAAAAAAAAUGUUUUUUUGUUUUUUUUUUUUAAAUUUUGUAUGUAUUUGUACAUACAAAAUAAACAUUUAUUACUUACUACUAAACUUGUCACUUAAAAUUGAAGUUUACAUUUUUUUUUCCGUAAAACCUACUUUUUGCAAAGUGUUACUUGUCACUUUUUAACAUCUAUCAAUAAGGAUAUUUAGACUACGUCCCGUCCCAUAGCAGCAACAUCACCAUCAAAUAGGGCUUUUACACUAUGUAACAAUAAAAACUUGUUAUUUUUAAAAUUAAUAUUAUCACUGAAACUAGGCGAAUGUCAAAAAAGUUUAUAGGAAUUUUUGUCUCCAAAUAUGAUCAGGAAUACGCUGUUACAAUUAUUCGGUUUCCUCAUGUUACACCGUGUAUACUAAACUGGUAACUAAUUGUCAAAAGUUGACGUGUGCCAAUUCAGUGACCGCAAAACAUAUGGCGCAGUACAGGGCCAUCUCUUUUGGAUGUCUAACUAAGGGGCACGUUUUUUUUUUCUUAGAUUUUACCUCUCUAUUAUAAUCAAUUCUCUUUGAUUAAUCAAAAUCCAUACAAAGGAAACUGACAAAUUAUCAUGAUUAUGUUUUUAUUUAAUUGGAAGCUAACGUUUAUGUAUAAAGUAAGCUAUGUCCUAAAGAAGCUGUGCUUUUUGGUUAAAUGUUAUUGUUAAAAUAUUAUAAUCAGCCUGAAAUAUAUAGUCAGACCGUAAAAAGUCUGCAGCGAUUUUGAUAGCCCACGCAGAGCAAGUGUCAUUUUAAACGUCCAACUUCUAUGAAAUUAUGACGUAUACAUAACACUUACACUGCGUGGGCUAUCAAAUCCGCUGCAGACUUUGUUUGGUGCGACUAUAUGAAUAUGAUUGAAAUUUUCAAUAACUUCUAACUAAAUAAUGAUAGUACUUACACUAAACAACAGGAUUAAGUGUUCCAUAUUUCUUAGGCUGAAUAUAAUAUGUGUGUCCUAAUGUAAAAUUGUGAUAAUGUUUGUAAACCAUUCCUGUCUAACGAAUGAUCUGUUUUGUACCAAUAAUAACCUGUAAAUAUAAUUAAGUAAUUGUUAAUUAUUAAUUUUCUUAUAUCCCGUUCAAAUCUCUUCAUUGAUACUACAUAACACAUUGUAUGGCAAAAAUAAAAUACCCUGCUUAAAAAAACCUUCAGUAUCCCAAAAAUAAUAGUAUGUACCUAUACUGGUUUUUUUUUUUUUAUAGACUGCUCAAAUAUCACCAUAAAUCUAAAAUUGGAGAUUGUCGCCAAUUUCUUUUCUGAUCAAAUUGGUCGUCUGGACGGGCCUUUAUUGGAAACGUAACGAGUAAGAUAAAUGUGCGAAAGAUUGUUUGUGAUUGUUUAUCUUGUAAGGUUUAAAUUACAAUAGCUUUAAUACCUACGUUUA